Messenger RNA from Harpegnathos saltator (Jerdon's jumping ant), 4406 nucleotides. RefSeq names its product nucleolar protein 9. The transcript has a single exon. The record is from RefSeq and is a predicted model, not a curated record. Gene Ontology annotation, cellular component: preribosome, small subunit precursor; 90S preribosome; nucleolus. The coding region runs from base 388 to 2214 and encodes 608 amino acids. Lineage: Eukaryota; Metazoa; Arthropoda; Insecta; Hymenoptera; Formicidae. Gene Ontology annotation, molecular function: RNA binding. Gene Ontology annotation, biological process: endonucleolytic cleavage in ITS1 to separate SSU-rRNA from 5.8S rRNA and LSU-rRNA from tricistronic rRNA transcript (SSU-rRNA, 5.8S rRNA, LSU-rRNA); ribosomal small subunit export from nucleus; endonucleolytic cleavage to generate mature 5'-end of SSU-rRNA from (SSU-rRNA, 5.8S rRNA, LSU-rRNA).
AGAGCCAUCUAUUGAAUUGAAUUGAGGAUCUUGGAAAUUCAACAGCCAAUCAGCACGUCUGACAAUAUUUAUCGUACCACUUGAAAUGUUAACAUGCCCUAAACAGCAUUACCUAGAAAUAUUGUACAUUGCUUGAAUGCACUAGUUGCAUUUUGACUGUUUACGAGAUCGCUAGAAAUUAAACCUAUCAAUAGAUAGUAUCUUGCAAUAGACAGUUUAAUUAACUACGGUACCGUAAUUGUUUUAUUCGGCUUCAUCGGUGCGAUUAUUUUUAACCGUAACCACGUGGGAUAACACGGUGCGAUACAUGUGGUAUAGGUUAAAUUAAAUUUUCCAAGUAUUGUUAUCUUUUCUAAACCGAGUGCUCUUAUCAUUAACUCGGAGAAUAUGGAAUCGCACAAUGUUAUUGGGAAGAAACGAAAGAAGAAGCGUUCUCACAUGCAAAUGGCAAAAAAAUUCGCUCGUCAGAGGUACAGUGGCAAUGAACUGGACAAGGACACUUAUCAGUAUUUGAUUCGUGUUCUUGAGUUGAUGCGUGAAGGUUUCCCCACGUCUGAGGAGAAGAUGAUUUACGUGCAGAAUGUUUAUCAAGAAACUGUAGGCCAUGAAAUUGAAUAUGCACAAAAUCAAGUUGGAUCACGUGUCAUGGAUUCUCUGUUGAAGUAUGCUAACUUAGAAACCAUUGAGAGGCUGAUAAAAGCAUUCAUGUCCUCUGUGAGGAAAUUAAGCAGUGACAGAUUCGCCAGUCAUGUCUUGCAGAAGAUAAUAAUGAUCUGUGCUGACAGAGGCAAUAGGAUAUCUGAUACAUCAACCACAGACAAGACUGCCACAAGUAAAACUAGUACAGAAACAGAAGACAAUACUGCUGAUGUUGUCGUACAAGUUAAGUAUUCUGAAAAAGUGAAGUACAAUGAUAUUGUACUACAGCUAAGCAAAUACUAUAUUAAUAAUAUGGAAGAAUUUGUAUUUGAUACUUAUGCUAAUCAUAUCCUAAGAACUGUUAUAGAGUGUCUGGCAGGAUUGAUCGAGGAUGCUGACAGCGAAGGUAAUAAGAAAUCUAUGCCAUGUCUUACAAAGAGACGUCCUGUAAUUCAAGAGUACCGAGAUCUGUUGGUACAAAGCUGUGACCGGCUGCAGAAAUGGCCGCAGUUUCUAGAAUUUGGGCAAGAUGAAGUUACUUCUGGUUUAGUACAAUGCGUUUUGUACUCAUUGAACGAUAUUGAUUUGGAUUUAACAAGCACUAUCAUCAAGAAAAUUAGCACACAAUGUUUCAAAUCAGAAGAAGAUGGAAAACUAUCAAACAUAUUUAAUGCAGAAUGUUCAAUCAGAUUAUUGGAAACUUGUUUGAUAGUAGCAACACCGAAGAGCUUCAAAAAACUAUAUAAAAUGUUUUUUGUAGGAAAUUUGAAACAUUUGUGUUUGACACAGAUUACCAAUUUCAGCGUACAAAAAUUAUUAGACUAUUGCACCACUAAGGAGGAAAUGGAGGCAAUAUUUGAUGAAGUGUCGGAACACUUCCCAGAAAUUCUCAAGCGAGGUUUUACCGGGAUAUUGGCCAGCGCUGGAAAUGCAUGCUUGAGAUUACAGACAAAACAAGGUGCAUUUGUCAAUGCUAUAAUCAAGUUAUUGGAAUGCGGCACAUCCACACAAGAUCCAAUGCAGCUUGUACCAUGUACAGUGAUUCUGAAGAGUCCGACUCAACUAAAAUCUUUACCAAAUGAUCAACAACCACCUUUCAGCUUACACGGGAGUCUGAUAAUACAAGCAAUGCUACAUUUCAAUAAACCCAUCAAGAUCGUAAAUUCUUUACUAGAGAUGAACAAUGAGGAAUUGCUGCGCCUAUUCGGUGAUCCGAAAGGCAGUCGAAUUCUCGACGCCUUCAUGGACAGCAAAUAUAUCGGCGAAAAGAGCCGUGAGAAAUUAUUCAAAAAACUACGAGGUACUUGGGCGGAAUUAGCUAAAAGCACGCACGGAUCUAGAUGCUUGGACAAAAUGUGGGUAUGGGCACGGCCAGAUCACAAAAUCUCCAUUAUGGAGGAAUUGUCCGCAGCCGGAGAAUCUUUACGAUCAUCUAAGUCGGGAAGGAUCAUCUACACAAAAUUGAACCUGCCGUUAUUCCAGAGAAGUAAGAAAGACUGGUCGGAGUCACAAGGAAAAGAAGAAAAGAUCAGAGCAUUGUUUGCAAAUGUUAUUAAAAAUGCUCCUGGAAAAUAAUCUGAAAUAUUGUAGCACCAAUUUUUACACGCUUAUAUUACAUUUGUUGAAUGAAUGACGAUCAGUAUCGUUUUUUAACGAAUAUCGGACAUUACUUUUUCAUCUGCGAAAAAUGAAGAGAUAUCUUUAAGAUGCUUAAAUAUAAAAAAAGAAAAAUGAAAACGCGUGUGUUAACUCAAGUAUCCGCGUACUUUUUAUAGAAAAGAGUACGAUUACACUUCACAUUCCUCUCACAUAACCGUAGGAUAUAAUGUAAAAAAUAUAAUGUAAAAAAUAAUCUCUUGAUAUUAUUUUUUUCUUACGUUCUGACAUAGAAUAAUCAUAUAUUUCGUUAGUUUAUAAAUACAUUUUAUAGGAUCCAUCAUACAUCCCCGCAACGCAAUGUGUCUAGGAAAAAUUACAAUAAUUCGUAGUCUAUAGAUUUGAGCAAAGUUCCCUAACGCAUACAAUCGACGAUAAAUCCGCUUCAUUUUCAUCGUGACUAGACUUAAAUAUACGUGGUAAUUAUAUCCUGAGGUGCGCGCAAAGUAAAAGAUUCGACUCGCGUUACAUUAGUCGUUACAAUCGUUAAACCUAUCAAUUGACUAGGAUAAGAUCGAUGUGAUUCGUCUUUCGUAUACGAAACAUCGAGGUGAGCGUGAAUACGCGAUCAUCAAAAUCAAGUCACUUUUAUGCAUGUGUGUGUGUGUGUGUAUGUGUGUGUGUGUAUAGAUGAGUGGAUGAAUGUGCAUAUAUCGUGUGUGUCAUAUAUAAAUAUGUAUGAGUUUCAUUUCGUGAUAUAUUCUAUUUUCAUAACGAUAUUUUGCUUUGUAAUAUUGAGACACGGUAAAAAGUUACAUCCAAGUGAAAGAACACAUAGUAAACGAUUAUUUGACAGUAAAGAGAGAGAGAGAGAGAGGGGAGAGAGAAAGAGAAAGAGAAAUCAACUUGUGCAACGUUACAAUUUUAUGCAUCUCAUAGAUUUAACUGAUAUCGACGAUAGUGAAAGUCCCUCCCCCCGUGCUUUUCCAGAUCGUUACAAGCAAGCAAGAAAGAUGCAAUAUUGCAUAUUCUAAGUCGCAUAAAGUUCGUUAAUCCGGCGAAUGUAUUCUUCGGUUUCGCAUCGCGAAUACUAAAUUCGAUUUGCUAAUGGCGAAAUGAAGAAAUUUCUACACUAAUGGGGGAGAGUUAUUUUCGUAAUGCUACAUUUACCGCUAAAUGUCGAUUCGGAGCGAUACGAAACGCGCGUCUCCGUUGUGAUUCACUGAUCGAAUUCAUUGAUAUCUAUUAUUCCUUCAGUUGCAGAAAGCGCUUAAGACACGCAUUAUUACUAUUGUUCGAUAUAAUCCUAGGUAAUGAAUGGAUUGGAAAUUUGCAAUCCGGUAGAGGAUAAAAAGGUGAGCGGCUGGCACGAUGCUGAUAAAUGUGUACAUUCACGACAGUGCUCUGCAUGCUGUUCCGCCGGUGCUAUCUAUUCGGAAAACGCAAACAUCUAUGUGGUCGGUUACGCUACUUGACGUGAAAUCAGUUGCUCAUUUUGCGUGAUUAAUUGAUAAAGUCCUAAAGCACAUUUAUCACGCCCGACGUUUCACCCGAGGCGUGUAAUCGACUUAGUUAAGAAGUUUGCUUGCAUAUCUAUAUGUUCGUGCAUUUUUGACACUGACCGCGCCUGAUCAUUAGUCCAAGGUAGUCUAAUGUGAAUUUUAAAUACAGCCUCAUGAGAUGCUCCGAUCUCUUUUACAUGUUUUCGUAACGUGUUUGAAUAUCAUUGUAUGGCUCAAUUGAAAAAUAAUUACUGGUAUUGAAACUGAUCAGUCAGUCGGAGAUUCGUAUUUGUGAAAGUUCGAUUAAAUUUCGAUUAAAUGAAAGACAGUUGUAAAUUUCCUGAUAUUUACCGUUGCGUGAUUCUUAUCACCUGAUUGAAACGCCGGAAUUAGAGAUUGCCACAGACAACUGAUUGUCAAAAUCAGUUGCUUGCUAAUUCGACCGUCAAUCUGCCAAUUGACAAGCGAAUAAUCAACUUGCUCACAGAUACAUCGAAUUAGAGAGAUUCUUGUCCAGACUUGCCCACGUUUCCAAACGGAUUAUGAAAGAAAUGUCGAGAUUAGUUCCAUAGAAAGAAAAGGACACAUCGAUGAGAGUACGCAGAAGAUGUAUGAUCGCUAAAAACCCUGUAGAAAAUAGAUGAAUAAAGAAGAAUUGAUAGAAAUUUA